AUGGGGUUUACUCUCUAUCGUGUUCGCUUUGAAAUCAUUGAGAAUGGUGAUAAUUCAUGCAUUAUCAAAUCAACAAUUGAGUAUGAUAUCAAGGAAGAGGCAAUUGCUAAUGGUACACCUGGCUUUACUAGCUACUCAGAGAAGUUCACAAAGGUUGAUCAUGAGAAUCGCUUGAAAGAAACAGAGGUGAUUGAAGGAGGAUAUCUCGAUAUGGGGUUUACUCUUUAUCGUAUUCGCUUCGAAAUCUUUGAGAAGGGUGAUGAUUCAUGCAUAAUCAAAGCCACGGUUGAGUAUGAUGUCAAGGAGGAGGUAGCUGCUAAUGCCUCGUAUGUCACUAUCGAGCCAUUGGUGACAAUCAUAGAACUCACCAAAAAUUAUCUCAUCAAAAGCAAAGCUGCUAAAGAUGCAAAUUAA
Messenger RNA from Corylus avellana, 414 nucleotides. The record is from RefSeq and is a predicted model, not a curated record. Lineage: Eukaryota; Viridiplantae; Streptophyta; Magnoliopsida; Fagales; Betulaceae.